CCCUUGCGUCUCUCUUUCAUGGCGGACCCAGCGCUGCCUCCGGAACUGGAGCGCGACAUCUUCGAACUGGCCGCGGUGACGGACAAGAGCAUGAUAUCCACGCUGACACUCGUGUCACGGCGCGUCAACGCCUGGAUUGGUCCGCUGCGGAACCGCGUGCGGCUGAUCGAAGACGUGGAUGUGCUGGAUGCGCUGUGGGUGCGGAUGGAGCAGCGGCCGGAGACUGCGGCGGCGACGCGGUUCCUCGCGACGACGACGACGCCGCCCGACAGCGUGCCGCGCCUCGCCCGGACGUUCCCGAACCUCGUCGACCUCGGGCUGUGGGGCGCGCCGGUCUCGCCCGAGGACCUGCAGGCGCUGCACGCGCUGACUCAUCUACGCCGCCUGUCGCUCAAUCCGUGCAAUGUGCUCCCGAAGGACGCGGGGGCCCCGCCGGCGCUGGCGUUCGCGCCGUUCGCGCGGCUGACGCACCUCGAGAUCUUCGCGGACGUCGAGGCGUGGAUGGUGCCGGGCCUGGCCGCGGCGUUCCCCGCGCUCACGCACCUGUCCUUCUUCGACCUGCGCUUCCCGGUCCUCAUGAAGGCCGUGCUGCACGCGCAGAAGACGCUCAGGGUGUUCGUGUACGUCUAUAUCGAGGACCCGAACGACGUUGAUCCGCGGGACCCGGCGGAGGUCGCGCGCCUGCUGGGCGUCGAUGAUCCGCGGCUGGCCGUCGUGCCGCUCGUCGACUUUACGCUCGAUUGGGAGGUGGGUGCGUGGGGCGGGUGGGACUACUGGGCGAGGGCGGAGGACGACAUUUCUCGCAGAGUCCCGAAGAAGGAUGCGGCUGUGCCUCCUCAAUAG
This is a messenger RNA of Mycena indigotica, 843 nucleotides long. RefSeq lists its product as uncharacterized. Lineage: Eukaryota; Fungi; Basidiomycota; Agaricomycetes; Agaricales; Mycenaceae. The record is from RefSeq and is a predicted model, not a curated record. The transcript has 2 exons. Bases 19 to 843 code for a protein of 274 amino acids.